Penicillium longicatenatum is the source of this 483-nucleotide messenger RNA. RefSeq lists its product as uncharacterized. The transcript has a single exon. The record is from RefSeq and is a predicted model, not a curated record. NCBI's taxonomy places the organism in Eukaryota, Fungi, Ascomycota, Eurotiomycetes, Eurotiales, Aspergillaceae. Bases 1 to 483 code for a protein of 160 amino acids.
AUGUCCCUCGCGGCAAGCUCUAUCCGGCUUCUUCGCCUCAGCCCGGCGCUAAGUUCCUCCAUGACCCUCAUGUUUGCUCUCGAUGAGCAUCUCAUCUUUGGUACCUGGGUCCAGCACCCCAUUCGUCCCCUGGCAAACUCCACCCUGCCCGCCUGGUGGACCAGGGGUGGCCUUCGAUGGCGCUGGGUCCUGGUCAUUUUCUACCCCCUCAACUACAUCCUGGGGAUUCUCAAUCUGCUUGUCCCCACGGAUCCUGAACGUGGCUCGAGAAAGUGGUACAUAUGGGGUCUACUUCUCAGCGUUGCCCACAUGCUCUUUUUGCGGAUGGCCCUGCGUCGGAUUGCAGCCAUCGAGAACAAUGUUCCAAAGGGCAACGUUGUCGUUUCCAUGGAGGCUUGGCUCAAGAUGAAUUGGGUCCGGGCGUUGAUUACAGACUUACCGGCCUGGUUGUGCUUCAUCGCCGCCGCGCUCAAGGCACUUUGA